Fraxinus pennsylvanica is the source of this 1524-nucleotide messenger RNA. The record is from the annotation of a GenBank genome assembly. Lineage: Eukaryota; Viridiplantae; Streptophyta; Magnoliopsida; Lamiales; Oleaceae.
AUGUCCAAUACAUUGCAAUAUCAGCCAGUACAAAAGUUAGAGGCAUAUUUUCCACCAUUUCAACAUUUUGGCGAUGACUUAAGCUACAAUAACAGUAGCAAUGUUGGAAACAGCUGCUCUAUUCAGAUCUCUCAUGACCAAUAUUGCACGCUAGAGUCAUCCCCAAUGAGUGUUAAUUAUACUGUUUAUAACUCGCCAUCUAAUGUCAUUUUCUCAUCCGGCGCGAGUCCUAUGUCCCAAAAAGACUCUCAGUCAUACCCAACCGAACCAUGUUUAUCUCCGGACACUAAAUAUGGCUCCUCUAUAAGUGAAUCUUGCAUAACUGAGGAUGUGAAUGACUUCAGGCACAAACUAAAAGAACUGGAGACUGUAAUGCUGGGACCUGAUCUUGACAUUCUCGCAAUUUACAAUACCUUACCAAGCAAUAUUAUAGCGACACCAGAUAUAGACAAUUGGAGACAAAUGAUGGAGGCCAUUCCCAAAGGGGACUUGAAGAAGGUACUUAUUGCUUGUGCAAAAGCGGUGUCGAAUAAUGAUUUGUUGAUGGCACAAUGGCUGAUAUCCGAGUUGCGUCAACUAGUGUCUGUUUCUGGUGAACCGAUACAGCGUCUGGGAGCUUACAUGUUGGAGGGGCUUGUUGCCAGGCUGGCUUCUUCGGGGAGUUCCAUUUAUAAAUCUCUAAGAUGCAAAGAACCUGCGAGUUUUGAGCUACUAUCUUAUAUGAAAAUUCUCUAUGAAGCCUGCCCAUACUUCAAGUUUGGAUAUAUGUCUGCAAAUGGUGCCAUUGCAGAAGCUAUGAAGGAUGAAAAUAGAGUGCACAUAAUUGAUUUCCAGAUUGGACAGGGGAGCCAAUGGAUAUCUCUAAUCCAAGCAUUUGCAGCCCGUCCUGGAGGGCCACCUCAAAUCCGGAUUACAGGUAUCGAUGAUUCUACAUCAGCUUAUGCACGUGGAGGAGGACCAAAUAUUGUGGGACGGAAGCUAUCUAAGCUUGCUCAGACUUUCAAAGUACCUUUCGAAUUCCAUUCUGCAUCCAUGUUCGGAUGUGAAGUUCACCUUGAAAAUCUUGGAAUUCGACCUGGUGAGGCAUUGGCUGUGAAUUUUGCAUUCAUGUUACAUCACAUGCCGGAUGAAAGUGUCAGUACCGAAAAUCAUCGAGACAUGCUAUUGAGGUUCUUAGAAGCAUUGGACUAUUAUACGGCUAUGUUUGAAUCAAUUGAUGCAACUCUCCCCAGAGAACGCAAGGAGCGAAUCAACGUCGAGCAACAUUGUUUAGCGAGGGAUGUUGUUAACAUUAUAGCCUGUGAGGGAACGGAGAGAGUGGAACGUCAUGAGCUUCUUGGGAAAUGGAAGUUGCGGUUCAAAAUGGCUGGUUUUAGUCCGUACCCCUUGAGUUCUUUGGUAAAUGCUACAAUCAAGACGUUGCUCCAAAACUACUGCACUAAAUAUAGGCUUGAAGAAAGAGAUGGAGCUCUAUAUCUCGGUUGGUUGAAUAGAGAUUUGGUUGCUUCUUGUGCCUGGAAGUGA